CUAUGACAUAGGCCACAUCAUUGUUGUUUGUUGGUGAGCGAAUGGCGAUGGUUGGGCACCGUCCUCGCCGUGUUGAAGUCACGGCGGUUCACAUACUCCUAAUACUAGCGGUGGUUCUCAGCGAUCUGUCAAUCUCUGCAGGAGCUGAGAAAUCGGUGGCUGCAUUCGUGCAGAACGCCAUAUUGUCCAACAAGAUUGUCAUCUUCUCCAAGUCCUACUGCCCGUAUUGCUUGCGCUCGAAACGCAUUUUCAGAGAACUUAAGGAACAGCCUUUUGUCGUGGAGCUUGAUCUCAGAGGUAUGUAUCUCUUUGUUUUGUCCCCAUUCUUUGUUUUUUUACAACAAAAACAACUUGUCCUUUUUGUGUGUGCAGAGGACGGAGAUAAAAUACAGUACGAGCUUCUGGAAUUUGUUGGUCGCCGUACCGUCCCCCAAGUUUUUGUUAACGGCAAGCAUAUUGGUGGCUCUGAUGAUCUUGCAGAUUCUGUGGAGAAUGGUCAGUUGCAAAAGCUUCUUGCUGCUAGUUAGACUUUUCAGAAGCUGGAACUUAUGUUGUGAUUUAAAAGAAUAGAAGAAUCUUUGGUAGUAAACUUGAAUCAAUGAAUUGGUGUGUCACAUGUUUACUGACUUGGUUUUGCUCCUUAUAUAUAAUAAAGUUAUGAUGGGGCUUGGUAUUAACUCUUUUAUCUUUC
Brassica rapa (field mustard) is the source of this 691-nucleotide messenger RNA. Its product is annotated as glutaredoxin-C3. Gene Ontology annotation, biological process: cellular response to oxidative stress. Lineage: Eukaryota; Viridiplantae; Streptophyta; Magnoliopsida; Brassicales; Brassicaceae. Gene Ontology annotation, molecular function: glutathione disulfide oxidoreductase activity. The record is from RefSeq and is a predicted model, not a curated record. Gene Ontology annotation, cellular component: cytoplasm.